This is a messenger RNA of Nelumbo nucifera (sacred lotus), 4305 nucleotides long. Lineage: Eukaryota; Viridiplantae; Streptophyta; Magnoliopsida; Proteales; Nelumbonaceae. The record is from RefSeq and is a predicted model, not a curated record.
CAUCAUUGCUUGAUGGUCCUGUGGAACAACAAUAUUGCAUGCUUGUCAGAUGAUGCCCUUAAACUUGCACUUCCCCAAAAGAAAUAAAGGGAAGUCUCUACCCACUACCCUGACUGAUUCUCUUGUGGCAUCAGUUGUUAUCAUUGCUCAAGAAGUUGCAGGAGACAUUUGAAUGACAGAUACUCACCAGGAGGAAUCUGAACAUGGCAUUAGCAUUACUAUUAAAUCUACUGGAAUUUCUCUGUACUAUGAGAUGUCUGAUGAUCUGAAGAACUUGAAGGGAGAAAGGCAGGGGAAUGAGUAUCUCAUCAGCCUCAUUGAUUCUCCUGGGGAUGUUGACAUAUCAUCUGAGGUCACUGCUGCUCUCCGCAUUACUGAUGCUGCAUAGGUGGUGUUUGAUUGCACUGAGGGUGUAUGUGUUCAAACCGAAACUUUCCAUCAACCAAACCCUUGGUGAGAGGAUUAGGCAUGUCUUGACUGUAAACAAGAUGGACAGGUGCUUCCUUGAACUUUAGGUCGAUGGAGAAGAGGCUUAUUAAACUUUCCAAAGAGUUACUGGGAAUGCCAAUGUGAUCAUGGCUACAUAUGAAGACCCUCUCCUUGGUGACGUCUAGGAAACACCCAGAGAAAGGGACAGUUACCUUCUCUGCUGGGUCUGCAUGGCUGGGCUUUCACCGUUACCAACUUUGCUAAGAUGUAUGCUUUCAAGUUUGGCGUAAAUGAGGUAAAGAUGAUGGAGAGACUCUGGGGUGAGAACUACUUUGACCCUGCUACCAGGAAGUGGACCAACAAGAACACUGGUUCUACCUGCAAGCGUGGUUGUGUUCAGUUUAUUAUGAACCUAUCAAGAAAACCAUCGGUAUCUGCGUGAAUGAUCAGAAAAGACAAACUGUGGCCCAUGUUGCAAAAGUUGUGUCACCAUGAAGUCUGAGGAGAAGGAAUUGGUCGGAAAAGCCUUGAUGAAACGUGAACGCAGACAUGACUCCCUGCUAGUAAUGCCCUAUUGGAAAUGAUCUUUCACCUCCCUUCACCUGCAAUUUUGCAAAGGCUUAGAAAUACCAUGUACGAGGGGCCUCUUGAUGAUAUUCAUGCUAGGAACUGUGAUCUUCAAGGGCCUCUAAUGCUUUAUGUAUCAAAAUAUCUGAUCAUGAUACUAACCCUAACAUAUGUACUUUAUUAUUUAUAUUCUGUUACAAAAGAUUGCUCCAAACCGUUUUCCUAAUUAAUUAAUGUUUUUAAGUUUGGUUACGGCUUUUUAUUUGGCACACUUUCGGUUAAGACGUUAGUCGUUAGACGUGUCAAAAGUAAUUUAAGUAUCUUUUCUUACAUUCUCGUUUCAUGUUUGAAGAAGUAUCUUCUUUUAUGUACAUCGUUGAGGUAUGGAGCUGCAGACGGCAAGCCUGAAAUUGGGUCUAAGAGAUUUGUUUGCUCAUCCAGGCAUCCACCAUGCAAAUACAGAGAAAGAAAACCUGUACUGCUAGCGUUGCUUUUUAUUUAAAUUGGCGGUCAUUUUCAAGCUCGAAGAUCGGGUUUUAGCCUUCAGCUUCAACGACGAAGUUGAAGCACUGCUCUUGUUUGAUGGAAACAAUGUGGCUACAACUACGAACAAGUUCGUUACAGUCGCUAUACGGUUCGAGGGCACACCCAUGUCGGAGAUAUUGACCUUCUAUUUUUCCCUUUGAAGUUUGAAUUGCCCAUCGUCAUUCAUGAAAGCGAUAUCUAGCUCCAUUUUUAUUUCUCGCCGGCUAUCGACCACAAAGCAGAAUUUACUGUCCUCUUUCAGAAAAUCUGAACCAUUUCAAGUGAACGCAACAACUAUCGCUGAGGAUAUUUUUGGUAGGAUUUUAGACAAAUACCUAGAUAUCUCAGAAUUGAAGAAGCUCCAUUCCAAGAUCAUUGUCCACCAAGAUAUCCGCUUGAACCCAUCUCUCGGCAUCAAAUUGAUGAGAGCCUAUGCUGCCUGUGGAGAACCCACAUUUACACGGCACGUAUUCGAAGAAAUUCCACAUAAAAAUAUCAUCUUCUUCAAUGUCAUGAUUAGAAGCUAUGUCAACAAUCACAUGUACCGAGAUGCUCUCCUUAUUUACAUAAACAUGUCAAGCCAUGGAGUUCAACCUGACAACUACACUAUCCCCUGUGUCCUUAAAGCCUGUUCAUGCUCAGAGGAUUUGCGGCUCAGAGGGCAAAUCCACGCCACAAGUGUAAAACUUGCGCUUGACUUGAAUCUCUUCGUCGGGAACGGUUUGAUUUUCAUGUAUGGGAAGGGUAAUUGUUUAAUUGAGGCUCGUCGGAUUCUUGAUGGAAUGCGUCAUAGAGACGUGGUCUCUUGGAAUUCAAUGGUUGCUGGAUAUGCACAGAAUGGGCGGUUCGAUGAAGCAUUGGAGGUUUGCAAGGAGAUAGAGUUGCACAGGCUGAAACCUGAUGCAGGUACCAUGGCAAGCCUUCUGCCAGCUGUGACACAUACCUCUUCUGCCAACGUUCUAUUUGUAGAGGGAAUGUUCAGAAAGAUGCCUAUAAAGGGUUUGGUUGCUUGGAAUGUGAUGAUAGCUGUUUAUGUAAACAAUUCUAUGCCUGCAGAGGCCGUGGAGCUCUUUUCACAGAUGGAAAGAAGUGGAAUGGAACCUGAUGCAGUUACUAUUGCUAGUGUUCUUCCCGCAUGUGGGGACCUCUCUGCUCUGGGGCAGGGGAGAAGGAUACAUGAUUAUGUUGUUAGGAAGAGACUCACUCCAAAUCUUUUCCUGGAGAACGCAUUAGUUGACAUGUAUGCUAAAUGUGGGUGUUUACAGGAUGCAAGGGAAGUGUUUGAUGGGAUGCAGGGACGUGAUGUUGUGUCCUGGACUAGUAUGAUUUCAGCUUAUGGCAUGCAUGGACAAGGCCGGGAUGCGGUAGCUCUGUUCACAAAAAUGCAACACUCCGGUCUUACCCCGGAUCAUAUUGCAUUUGUGUCCGUUCUCUCAGCUUGCAGCCACACUGGUCUACUGGAUGAGGGACGGUAUUACUUUAGAUUAAUGACGGAGGAAUAUAUGUUGGUUCCUAGGAUAGAGCAUUUUUCUUGCAUGGUUGAUCUGUUAGGACGUGCAGGUCAUGUGGACGAGGCGUAUGACUUCAUCAAACAGAUGCCCAUGGAACCAAAUGAAAGAGUAUGGGGGGCAUUACUCAGUGCUUGCAGAGUUUACUCAAAUAUGACUCUUGGGUUGAUUGCCGCUGAUAAGCUUUUCGAGUUGGUUCCUGAGCAAGCUGGGUAUUAUGUCUUGUUAUCAAACAUAUAUGCCAAGGCCGGUAGAUGGAAUGAUGUCACAACUGUUAGAUCUAUGAUGAAAAGCAGAGGAAUCAAGAAGCUGCCUGGAUGCAGUAAUGUUGAACUCAGUGAUCGGGUGCACACAUUCCUUGCAGGUGACAACUCUCAUCCCCAGUCCAAGGAGAUUUAUGCGGAGCUUGAUGUAUUACUGGGGAAGAUGAAGGAGGCAGGUUAUGUCCCUGAGACUGAUUCUGCCCUUCAUGAUGUGGAGGAGGAGGAUAAGGAAGGACACCUGGUUGUGCACAGUGAGAAGUUGGCCAUUGCUUUUGCUAUUAUAAAUACUGGGCCUGGGACGCCAAUCAGGAUUACAAAGAACCUCCGUGUGUGUGGAGAUUGCCAUGUUGCUGCCAAGCUCAUCUCCAAGAUUGCUGAACGUGAUAUCAUAGUCAGGGACACGAAUCGGUUUCACCAUUUCAGGAAUGGGGUUUGCUCAUGUGGUGAUUACUGGUGAAGUGAGUCCAUGGCUCUAGCGCAUGGGUAGUAGAAUCAAUUCCUCAGCAAAUGGUUAUUUAUCAUCUGCGGCAACCUGUGCCAAGAAGAUGACUUUUUUCAUCAUUCAUUUUUAUUUAUGCAAUUGAUCAAGCUUUGCAUUGGUUGAUAAUUGUUUUCCUCGAUUUCUCAAUCCUCAAUGGUUUUCGUCUGCAUGAAGAUAAGGAGUGGGUUAGAUUCCAAUCAGACGCGAAUUAUCCCUGAUUCCCUGUAUAAAAGGGUUCUCCGAAUGGUCUUAACCUAAGAUUAUUUCUUCUUUAGUUUGAUCAGAUAAUCAUGACCAUCUGAUGGGGCAGGUAAUACGGUUGGUCCACAUAUCUAGCAGGGAAUGCAUAUAUCUAUCAAAAAGAAAUUGAUAUAACAAAUAAACAUAAGCUGUGGUGCUAUAAUACAACAGGGCCCUUUUCUUAGGAGGGGUGAGACCGAGAUUCAGAGAGAGAGAGAGAGAGAGAUCUGCAGUGGGUGCUGCCGAGCAGAAACUAAAGGCUCCGAAAGGACGCGUAGAUUUUAGAUAGGAA